Trypanosoma theileri is the source of this 1986-nucleotide messenger RNA. RefSeq lists its product as uncharacterized. Gene Ontology annotation, cellular component: membrane. The record is from RefSeq and is a predicted model, not a curated record. The transcript has a single exon. Lineage: Eukaryota; Euglenozoa; Kinetoplastea; Trypanosomatida; Trypanosomatidae. Bases 1 to 1986 code for a protein of 661 amino acids.
AUGCAGAGUUCACAGUCUACUUCAAAAAUGGAGGACAAGGAAGAGUUUCAGAUUGCUGUUGAUUCUCCAGAAGUGGAAAAGCCAAUUAGUGAACCAAGACGUUUUGCUUUGCUUGUAGCAGGAGUAUAUGGAUGCAUUGCCGUAUCCCUUACUUUUGGAUUCAAUAUAUUCAGUGGGGAUUUGCAACAAAUGUAUAAGUUUACCCAAGCCGAUAUGACAACAAUUAGUACAGUUGGAAUUGUCUUUGCUUAUUUUGGUAUUCCAUAUGCUUUUGUAUAUGAUUACUUGGGUGUUGUUCCUGUUCUGGUGCUGGGGUUUUUUCUAAUCACAGUUGGUGCACUAUUUAUGGGGCUUACAUUUGCUGGCAUUGUUUCCGGUUCGGUGGUGCGUUUGUGUGUAUUUAAUGGUAUAUUUAACUUUGGUUCUGGAUUGUACGACCUCGCAUGUGUUGUGACUGUACUUAGUCACUUUCCAACACGAAAAGGUGUGGUUGUAGCGGUGAUGAAGACAUACAUUGGCUUAGGAUCCGCAAUUAUUGGAGCAAUUCAAUUGGCAUAUUUUGAAGGAAAACCGGCACAAUACUUUUAUUUUUUAACCGUUCUUGGUGGUGUUAUUGGUAUUGUUGUAUUGGUGUUGGUACGUCAUCCCCCUUAUGUAUUGACAGAUUAUGAACGACGAACCUUGUCAGAUGAGGAGGCAGAGAAACGUGUAUCAACCAAGGCUAUCUACUUAAAACAAAACCCACCAUCUUUGCGUUUUGCUAUUGGAUUUGUAAUUGUCGUUUUUCUUAUUAUUUUCCUACCAUUACAAAGUGCAUUGGUAGCCUUUAAAAAUCUCUCUUGGGGUUAUCGAAAUGCUUUCGCCAUUGUAGCCAUUUUCUGUACACUUAUUUACCCUAUUGUUGCCAUGCCAUUCAAUUGGCUUAAUAGGAGUUGGAAGUUUUGGCGUAGCACAUCCACAGAUUUGGAGGGCGUUGAAGCUCCGGAAGUGGUUAAUGAUGCCGUUCCAAGUGGAUUAUUACCUUUUGUAGAGGUAGACUAUGUCGCCCCACAGUAUCAAACUCGUUUCUUACAGAGUCUUUGUACAGUGAAGUUGUGGGCUAUCUUUUGGUCACUUUUUUGUACACUUGGAACGGAGUUUGUGGUGAUGAAUAAUUCCCGAUACUUCUUUAAUGCCUUAUCUGGUCAAGAAGUAGAUGACUCUCUAAACACUCUUUUGACAGUGUUAAAUGGUACUGGUAGUGCGUUGGGUCGACUUCUAAUGAGUGCACUUGAGGUAUGGUCACAGGGUCGCAGUGCGGAGAAACGUAUUCCUAUUACUCUUUCAUUAUUCCUUCCAACGAUUACUAUUACCAUAAUGACAGUUCUAUUUCUUACCAUUACAAGCAAAGAUGUUUUACCAUUACCGUACGUUUUGGGAGCAUUAGGAAAUGGUAUUAUUGCAGCUGUAACUAUUCUUGUAGUAAAUACAAUAUAUGCAAAAGAUCCUGGUUUACACUAUAAUUUUUGUUUUUUUGCUACAACGUGUUCAUCUAUUUUACUAAAUCGAGUUUUGUAUGGUGAAUGGUACACACGGGAAGCAAAUAAACGUGGUGUUGCAAUAUGUUUGGAUCGUGGUUGCGUGCAAGUUCCUUUGCUUGUAAUGCUUGGGUUAAAUAUCUCGGCAUUUAUCGCCAAUGGUUAUGUACACUGGGAGUAUGUUAAAUUGAAUCGUCGUGCUUUGGCAGAUCGUCAACGUAUGUUAGAUGAACGAAUGGAUGCUGUUGUGGAUGAUGAAUUUAACAAUUCUAUGCUUAUGGAAGAUAUCGAUACACACAUGAAAAGGCAUCACACACUUUCUUCAAUGCCAUCACAGGGGAAUAUGGACCUUCACCAGCCUUCACCGGCAUCACGAAGCGGGGAAAUGGGAACACUUCGUGAAGGUGGAAUAAAUCUUAAUAGGAAAAGUAGUGAAGGUGUGGUGUUCAAAAAUAAUGGUACUCCAUAA